CUAUCUCCUUCUGUGGCUGGCCCACUGGGCCUGAGGUUGGUCAGACCACGUGGUUUAGGCAAGGGCCUCGACAGAGCGGGAACUGAAUACAAUUGAGGCUCUGAAGUCGGGGCGGCUUGAUAUCCCAACUUCAUUGCGUGCGAGCAUAAGGACUACUCAAGGAGAGAUGCACUAUAUUCCUCUCAUAUUCCUCUCCAUACAUCAUCCCGUCUCGGAGUCAAGACUACCUACCAAAGCAUAGCCCCACAGCGAGUGGUACUCCGUCUCUCAGUGUCCAGCUACUGAAAAGCGGAGAUCAAUCAUGAGGCGAGACGCUCUGCAAGAUGAUAUUCCUGACUUCCUUCUAAAUUCCCCCUAUCUGCCCGUGUAUGACGGGAGAUAUGACGCGCCGCGCGGGCCACAGAAACCAGCCAGUAUCUUUGACUUACUGCGCCCAAGACGGCCUCGGAGCGUCAUAACCUGGACUGUCAGGAUCGCUAUCCUUCUCAUCCUGUUUAGCAUCACCCGCUCCUUCAUCGUGCGUCGUUGGUUUUCCGGACCGCGCUGUCUCUUCUCUGAACCCAUCACACCACCUACAUCCUCUUUAGAGCGUGAGGAUAUCGAUUGGUCACGUUACGCAUACGCACAAUAUGUCACCAACGCAGACUACCUAUGCAACUCCCUCAUGAUCUUUGAGACUCUGCACCGCCUUGGCAGCAAAGCUGACCGGCUGAUGCUCUACCCCUCCAACUUCAAUCUGACCUCCGAGGACUUUUCCGGCCGCCUGCUCCUCCAAGCAAGAGACAAAUACGGCGCGAAAUUAGUCCCAAUCGAAGUCCAGCAUCGCUGGAACGCCUACCCCAUAUGGGCUGACAGCUACACCAAGCUCCUCGUCUUCAACCAGACGCAGUACUCGCGCCUGCUCAUUCUCGACUCCGACGCCAUCAUCCUAAAGCCCAUGGACGAGCUCUUCUUCAUCCCCUCCACCGCGGCCGCCAUGCCGCGCGCGUACUGGCUCGAAGAGCCCCUCCUCUCCUCUCACAUCAUGGUCGUCGAGCCCUCCAGCCACUCCUUCAAGCGCGUCCAGAAGGCCAUCAAAAACGCCGUCUACGGCACCUACGACAUGGAGAUCGCGAACCAUCUCUUCGGCGGCUCCUGCCUCGUGCUGCCGCACCGCCAGUACGCACUCCUGACGGGCGAAUUCCGCUCCAAGGACCACGCGCGCUACCUGCGCGACUCCCCACACCCCUGGGAUCCCGAGACCGCGAUCCGCGAAGCCAAGCUGGUGCAUUUCUCUGACUACCCGCUCGAGAAGCCGUGGCUGCUGUCGCCGCCCAAGGACUGGGAGGCGGCGAUCCCGGAGUGUGGCACUGCCGGCCCGCGGAUCGCUGAUUGUCGCGCCCGCGAUAUCUGGCUUGAUCUCUAUCAGGAAUUUCGGGAUCGUAGGGAGAGUGUGUGUGGUUUGAAAGUAGGAUAUGAUGAGAUGUUAUAAAGACCCGAAACACGCAAGAUAUCCUGUAGAGAAUCACCAUACUGUUCGUAAGUUCGAUAAUUUACAAGCUAUACAGAGAGUAUCAGGACCCCCCGCCCGAAUCAUUUGGCCAAGGACCGGGGAAAAAAGAAUCAAUAGAGAGCUCCUCCCUCUCCCCCCUCCUUUUCCGUUAUCCAAGCUAUUCAAUCAAGUAUUGUACGAGUAUGAAUAACGAACGCAGUGGAGAGAUGCAUGAGCAGGGUCUGAAAAGGGGCAUUAUCCAGCACUGAGCGUGGGAGGGCUUGAUUAAAAACGUUUAGUCGGAUGGUUCAUCAUACUACACCUACCUUGUGACUCAGAAUUGUACUAUCUAGAAAGAACGAAUUAAAGAAAAGAAAUCAAACCCCGG
This is a messenger RNA of Amorphotheca resinae ATCC 22711, 1859 nucleotides long. Its product is annotated as glycosyltransferase family 8 protein. Gene Ontology annotation, molecular function: glycosyltransferase activity. The transcript has 4 exons. The coding region runs from base 302 to 1471 and encodes 389 amino acids. The record is from RefSeq and is a predicted model, not a curated record. NCBI's taxonomy places the organism in Eukaryota, Fungi, Ascomycota, Leotiomycetes, Helotiales, Amorphothecaceae.